Molecule: messenger RNA, 1506 nt
Organism: Fusarium mangiferae
Lineage: Eukaryota; Fungi; Ascomycota; Sordariomycetes; Hypocreales; Nectriaceae
Exons: 3
Coding region: 1-1506 (501 amino acids)
Source: RefSeq, a predicted model, not a curated record
AUGCCUGACGCGGCCCAGCAGCCGCUAAGUGCGCGGACAGCGCAGCGAAUUCAUGAGCAAGUGACUCGUGAGGUUUUUCGACUCGCUGGUCGUGAUCCCGAUCAUCACAUGGAAUGCUUCAAGGCUUGCCUAAAGACUAUCGAGGACACCAAAGUCGUCGAGGCAACUGACUAUGCUAUCUGGCAGAGCCAGGAGCCGAUCGCAAGUCCCCUGAAAGAAUUCUCCAAUACCAACCGAACCACCAAGAGCAGCAACUUUUACAUGCUCUCAGCAACGACCGCCGUGGCUAUUGCUGCCAUUCUAAACCUGAAGCACGUCGUCAUCAACUCUAACGGCAAUACCAAACACAUCGCCAGCGCUGUAUCCGAGAGUGCUGUGUGGGCUUACCUUGGUAUUGCUAUCGAUGUAUGGCCUCAGACUGGUGAAUCUCAGUUCUUCGUUAAAAAGUCUGAUGAAGGUUCAAAGUCUCCAACAGUUGGAAAGGUCGCCCGCGGAAAGUUUGCAGUCACAACCAAUAUCCCCGGAGACACUAUCACCCCUCUGAUGCUUCUUACUAUGGCGAGAUUCAAUGGCUGGAUCAAGUCAGCACCGGGUGCCCCUUGUCUGAAGAAGGGGACUGUCGACGCGCCGCAGAUCAUCCAUCGCCGUCAAGCAUUGAGCGAAGGCAAGGAGAUCCUUGAGAAACUCGGAAACCGAAAGUACAAGCAAAACGAUCCAGCUCUCAUCCGAGAGGUAAAGGCAUGGCUCUCGGAGCCCAUCAUCCUCGCGAAAUCAUGGUUGCCAAUCAUCAAGGACGCAGACACGGACUUAUCAGUUUACAAGUUCAUGGGCAAGACCGGUGCCACUCUUGCAUCCCUGGUGUCCGAUGAAAUCGACUACAUUCAACUGGCUCAACAGGUCAAUGAUUCAGAAUCAACUGCAGCUGUAAAGAAGCUGGUUCAACUGUCAGACAAGGCCCGUGAGAUACAAAACUCUCUGCAGAACUAUCUUCAGGAAGCAACCCCCAGUCUGAUGGAACUUCGAACGACUCUCCUGGAGAAGCCUGGUUGCCAGUCGUUCCAGCAAGUUUUUGGACCUCCUUGGAACGAAUGUCUUCUCAACCAGGAAGCUGACGGUACCAAGAACAUUAUUGUUGGCGCUCUUCAGCGUCUCUUCGAUAAUAUUGCUUAUGUCGUUCCUCGAACGCACUCUUUGUACGGUGCUUUUCUUGACAUGGCUUCCAAGAUGGACAUUGCUGUCAUGUCUUCCCUCGACCUUGAUCUUGUCCGAGCCAAAGAUCGUCACCAGAAGCGGCUGGACAUCAACGACGAUCUGUCAUACCGCAAUGAAAUCAUGACAAAUGUGGCCGAAGCAAUCGGAAGACUCGAGCGUGGGUCAGCAUCGCAGGAACGACUUCUACGUUCAAAGCUCUGCUCGAUCCUCGACGCAGCUGAUGCGCUGAUCCUGAAGGAGAACCUUCCGCGGGACAUCAGCAUCGUGAUCUCAACCAACAACCAUGAGGAAUAA